Molecule: messenger RNA, 1780 nt
Organism: Drosophila melanogaster (fruit fly)
Lineage: Eukaryota; Metazoa; Arthropoda; Insecta; Diptera; Drosophilidae
Gene: gt
Product: giant
Exons: 2
Coding region: 116-1462 (448 amino acids)
Biological process (GO): regulation of transcription by RNA polymerase II; regulation of DNA-templated transcription
Cellular component (GO): nucleus
Molecular function (GO): DNA-binding transcription factor activity
Source: RefSeq, marked reviewed
AAUCAGUUUGCGUUCGACAUCGUCAGCGUGAAGAUAUAGCAACAUCAGAGCUAGAUCACCAGUCUAUAUAGCGUCAAUCAGUUGGAUUAAACCCAGAGACCAUACACCGAACACCAUGCUAAUGCACGAGAAACUCAUGGCCGGGCAGUUCUUCGAUCUCAAGACUGAUCGCAAGCCCCUGAUGCACCACCACCAGUACCAGCACCACCAGCAGCAACCACUGCACCACUUGCCGCACAGCCAAUUGCCGGUUCAGGGAUCCUUGGGCCUACCCAAAAUGGAUCUGUACACGGCCUACGCCUACCAGCAGCAGUUGCUGGGAGCUGCCCUCAGUCAGCAGCAACAACAGCAACAGCAGCAGCAGCAACAUCAGCAGCUGCAGCAGCAGCAUACCUCCUCUGCAGAGGUCCUGGAUCUUUCCCGUCGAUGUGACAGCGUAGAGACACCCAGGAAGACUCCCUCGCCGUAUCAAACAAGCUAUAGCUACGGCAGUGGUUCCCCCUCGGCUUCGCCCACCAGCAAUCUUCUGUAUGCCGCCCAAAUGCAACAGCAGCAACAUCAGCAGCAACAACAGCAACAGCAGCAGCAGCAACAAUUAGCCUCCCUGUAUCCCGCUUUUUACUACAGCAACAUCAAGCAGGAGCAAGCCACGCCCACUGCUGCUCCGCCCAAGGUUACACCAACCGCUAACCUUCUGCAAACCUUUGCUGCCGCCUCUGCUGCGGCCGCCGCUGCUGCUGCCGCUUCUUCGACCAACUCACCAAGACCCGCCAGCAACGCCAGCACCAUGCAGAUAGACGUUCUGGAGAAUCCCCUGUCACCGGCUGUUGAGGCCACCACGCCAACCACCUCCAGCAGCGGCGAGGCGGGAAAGAACACCCGUCCCUUCAAGGCCUUUCCCCGGGAUCCCUUGGUCAUAGCUGCCAAUUUCGCAGCCACUGAUGUCCUUUUGGACAAUCCGCGAGUGGAGCGCUACACGGAAUACCGGAAGCGAGUGCUUGAGCAAAUCCGCAGCUCCAACGGAGGAUCGCGCACCGUAACCAACCCAAAAAUGCGAAGGACCAACUCAAGAAGUGGAUCCGUCAACGAAGGCAGCUCCUCAAACAACAACAGCGAAAGCGAGGAUCGCGCUGCUGCGGAGGAGUCAAGCGACUGUGACUCCCAGGCGGGCAACUUCGAGAGCAAGUCCGCCACCAGCAGCUCCAGCAACUUGGCUAACGCUACUGCAGCAAACUCGGGCAUCAGCUCGGGCAGCCAGGUUAAGGAUGCCGCAUACUACGAGAGGCGUCGCAAGAACAAUGCUGCCGCCAAGAAGUCCCGCGAUCGCCGCCGCAUCAAGGAGGAUGAGAUCGCCAUCAGGGCCGCCUAUCUGGAACGCCAGAACAUCGAGCUCUUGUGCCAGAUCGACGCCCUCAAGGUCCAGCUGGCCGCCUUCACCUCCGCCAAAGUAACCACCGCCUAAAGGUCCACUCCUCUCUUGAUGCGUUGAACGCGAGGAUCCGAAUCGUAUGUCCAGUUUUUGGGUCAGCUUAUCUGUGAAUAGUUUAGGGGGCUCAACUUUCUUUUUUUUUUACACGCUCGCAUUUAAGUACUUUAAGUCCUUGGAGUAUACGUUAUAUUUGGAAAAUGUAUUAGCUGUAGUGCAUCUCGCAAUCCCACCAGUUAACUAUCAAUGGAAUCAUCUAUAGUUGUAGAAGUCCCAGCUAGCUAUUAAUGUUUAACUUAUAAGUGAAUUUUUUUCAUAGCCCUAAGGAAUGAAUUUCAAUAAAUUAUCGAAAAU